UUUUCAUUUAAAUAUGAAAUAAAAUGAGUAGCAAAAUUCUUAAAAAAUAUUGCAUCUCUUUAACCUCCAUAUUCGUUAACUCCAAUUUAUUUACAGAUAUGUGAAAUCUAAAAGUCUCGAUACUAACAUAUUUUGGAAGAGUACUUAAUUUAAUGGGUUGACAGGACUAUUUAAUAAAUCGAAAACCAGAGUUUCUAAUAGUUAUCUAUGUUCCAUAAUAUAAUAAAUAAUGUAUUAUUUAAUUGAUCUUUUAAGAUCUAAAAAUCCUGUAAAAAAAUAAACAUCACUAAGUCAAUCAAAUAAAAUGCCUUUUACCCAUUUUCCUGUUACUUCACCUGACUAACCAAAAAAAGUGCCAAAUCCACUUGGUAUAUCAUCUAUAAACUCUCCUGCCCAUUUUUCUCCAUUU
Messenger RNA from Paramecium sonneborni, 409 nucleotides. Lineage: Eukaryota; Ciliophora; Oligohymenophorea; Peniculida; Parameciidae. The record is from the annotation of a GenBank genome assembly.